AUGGCUUUUUGGUUUUCUAGUAUAUUUCUAAUUCUAGCGAUUUUUCUAUUAGAAGUUACAGGAAUCACCGUCAACUCUAAAUUAGGAACUAUUGUGGGUAGAAUAGAGACUGUAAAAGUGGGUCCUGAAAAUGUCACUAUUGCAGAAUAUUUAGGAAUACCAUACGCAAAACCACCAAUAGGAGAUUUAAGAUUUAAAAAACCAGUACCAUUUGGCAAUUUUGAAACAGAGUUUAAUGCCUCUGAUUAUGGGCCAUCUUGUAUGCAGUAUUUACCUGGGAUAACUGAAUCUAUUCAACCACAAAGUGAAGAUUGUUUGUACGUCAACAUUUUUAGCCCGGAUAUCAAUCAAGAUGGUACAAAAUAUCAUGUUAUGGUGUGGAUUCAUGGUGGUUCCUUUCUAUUCGGAGACGGAAAAUGGCGAACCGCUAAUAUAUUAGCUGCGUUUGGAAACGUAAUCGUGGUGACUCUAAACUAUCGUCUAGGGCCUUUUGGAUUUCUGGAUAGCGAUGAUAAUACCAUAUCCGGUAACUAUGGUUUAUGGGAUCAACAUAUGGCAAUUCAAUGGGUUCAUGAUAAUAUUGCCAGUUUUAAUGGUAAUCCAGAUAGUGUUACUGUAUCUGGUGAAAGUGCUGGAUCGGCGUCUGUCAUGUAUCAAGCUAUAUAUCCUGGAAACGAAGGAUUAUUUCAACGUAUAAUUGCCCAAAGUGGUUCUUCUAACGCCGAAUGGGCUCUAAUUACCGACCCAGGAACAAGAAUAAAGAAAUAUUCCGAGAAGUUUGGCUGUAACCAGGAAAGUUCUUCAGACAUUGUAGAUUGUCUACGCUCU
This is a messenger RNA of Lottia gigantea (owl limpet), 828 nucleotides long. RefSeq lists its product as hypothetical. The annotation marks the transcript as partial. The transcript has a single exon. The record is from RefSeq and is a predicted model, not a curated record. Lineage: Eukaryota; Metazoa; Mollusca; Gastropoda; Lottiidae.